This is a messenger RNA of Ustilaginoidea virens, 876 nucleotides long. RefSeq lists its product as uncharacterized. NCBI's taxonomy places the organism in Eukaryota, Fungi, Ascomycota, Sordariomycetes, Hypocreales, Clavicipitaceae. The transcript has a single exon. Bases 1 to 876 code for a protein of 291 amino acids. The record is from RefSeq and is a predicted model, not a curated record.
AUGGAGGGCAGGUUUUCCAAACAAAAUCGCACCAUAAUCCUUGCGACCGCUACUUCCUCCAUCAUCAUCAUCAUCAUCAUCAUCAUCAUUGCUAUUGGCGCUACCUUGUGCUGCCGCGACCGCAGGCGCAAAGCACGCUUGUUUAGACGAGGCAUCACUCCGAUUGACGAUGAGGAAAUUGAAUCGUGGAAGGUGGGCCGCGGAGCAGGUGAAAAGCUGUCCGAGGAUAAGGCAGGGCAGGAAUCUCGACCCAACCCCGUGGGUUGCAAGGUCCACAGGCCCAGCGGUUCCAUUGUAUCCGUACAGAAGCCACCUGCUGUCAUUACAUACCCGGAAUCUUCACAGCCCAGCCCGUGCUCAUCAAGGAACCGGUCUAUGGCGCUGCUGGCGUCAAGAAAAGAUGGAACCGACGUGCCUUCCAUCCCGAUCCCGGCUGUCCUCGCCCGAGCCCCAAAUUCGCGACCAGGUCUAUCCGACGAGAGUGUGCAAGGGGCAGAUGCCUUUGUAGCUCAAGCCAAGCGUCAUCCGACACGCCUGGCCAAGAAUCGUCCGCUCACCACGCGACAUGAGCGGUCAAAAAGCACGAGAGCUACAACGUCACCUCGUUACACGUGGUACGAUGAUGCGCUGGACCAUCCGCGGUCCCCUCGUCGAUCUGCGGAUGCCGUCAUUCCCACGUGUUACACGAUGGGACAGCAAGACAUAGAAGGCAUGCCCUUAUUUCGCUCCAGUCCUCCCCGAGAAUUUGUCCAUGGCCAUGUUGACCAAGAGCCCUUCCUUGGCGGUCUUUCUCCUCGUCCUCGACACAAGGGUCAGAAACUGGACCACCCAUGGGCCCCCGGACACAAACCCCGGGAGGGGACCGAUUUGGGAUGA